UAUUAGGACAACAACCCAUGAGCUGCUUUAACUGUUGUGAGGAAGAUGAUUUCAAUAAUACUGCUAAUGGGGGACGCUUGCAUACUGUGAAAACUUCAGCAGGUACAAAUGGAACUCAACACAACAAAGAUGCCUCAACCGGUGGUGUUCAAGCUGUGAAAGUUCAGCCUAUUGCAGUCCCUGCAAUACCAAUUGAUGACCUUAGGGAGAUCUCAGAUAAUUUUGGGACUACUUCUUUAAUAGAGGAGGGUUCAUACGGAAAAGUAUAUUAUGGGGACCUCAAAAAUGGGAGGGCUGCUGCAAUUAAGAAGUUGGAUGCAAGCAUACAACCAGAAGAUGAAUUCUUGGCACAGGUUAAAACAUGAAAAUUUUGUUGAACUACUUGGUUAUUGUGUUGAUGG
This is a messenger RNA of Ipomoea nil (Japanese morning glory), 401 nucleotides long. RefSeq names its product pto-interacting protein 1-like. The record is from RefSeq and is a predicted model, not a curated record. The coding region runs from base 18 to 365 and encodes 115 amino acids. The transcript has 3 exons. NCBI's taxonomy places the organism in Eukaryota, Viridiplantae, Streptophyta, Magnoliopsida, Solanales, Convolvulaceae.